Messenger RNA from Lactuca virosa, 381 nucleotides. The record is from the annotation of a GenBank genome assembly. Lineage: Eukaryota; Viridiplantae; Streptophyta; Magnoliopsida; Asterales; Asteraceae.
AUGCGAUCGAAGAAGACAGAAGUGUCGGAGUCGGACUCAUUCGUCGGCCAACACCAUCAGACACCACCGUCAGGUAUGUGUACUUUGAAUUAUGAUUUAAUAAAUUCAAAAUCUUGCCCUUCACUCGAUGGUUCUGGGUUUUUGACUGAUCCUAGGGUUUAUCUAACAUCUUUGUUUUCCUGUAUUUCAGUUGGUCGUAGAUAUACACAUAAACUGCCUUUGAAACCGGCGGUGGUCGAGGUUUUGGUAAUGGAUGGUAGUAUGACUGACCCACCGUUAGUAGAUGCUAAGGAUAACAAAUUCUUAAAGGGUACUUUCGUUGUUGUCGGAAUUAUGUCUACUCUCGUGAUCUAUGGUGUCUUAGAGGUACUUUUUGUUUAA